AUGCUGAAGCUGCCCUUCCUCCUCUUCACCCCCAUCGGCGCCGUUUGCGCCGAACGCUGGAGCUUCCUGGGGUGCUGGAACCCCCACUCGCUGUCCACGGCGUACCGCCUUGACGAGGUCUCCGCGGUGCUGCGCAACGUGGGUAUCAUCGGCUUGCCUGGUACGGGCGUGCGAUCGUGGCAAGGUGAAGCACAUCAUGCGGCAUCGGCGCCCUACCACCACACGGUGCAGUUCGGCUGGGCUCGGAGUCGCCUCGUCACGAAGGCUUGCGGAUGCGCCAUCAUGAUCAACAAGACUUGGUUCGCCAAGAAGGACCUCAGACAGAUCCCGAGCAAGGGCGGGAACGUCAAAGUCUACAAGGACACGUGCGACCAGCUGCUCAGGUGGGCGAAGCAGGAGUUCCUGAAUAUCCCCCAGAGGUACACGCCCGUGAUCUGCAUGGACCUCAACUCGAGCCUGGUGGCCAAGGCGAACUCCGACGUCGUGGGCGCGUUUGGGGCCGAGCCGGAGUCCGUGUGCGGGUCCGCCGUCCACGAGUGGCUCUCCACGGUCGGGCUCAUCGCCAUCAACACCCAGUACGAUUGUGGCCACACCUUCGAGGGGACCAACGGCACCAGCCAGAUCGACUACGUCUGCAUCCCUGCAGCGGCGGCGCCGCUGGUCUCCUGGACGAAGGCGUGGAGGCGAUCGGCCCAAGCAGGGGGGUCCAUGCCUGCGGUGCUGGACCACAUCCCCAUCGUGCUGAAGAUGAAGAUGGCGCCGCCGAUUGUGCUCACCCCCCUGCGGGUUCGCUGGGGCCGUGCCAAGCUCAGCCAGGCUGCCCUGACGGGCGAGGGCCGUGAGGCGUUCUUGGACGAGCUCCAGUACGAGCUGCAGUCCCACCGCGCGUCCUUCGAGGUGCUGGAAAGCCGCGAGGUCACCACGGGCCACGCUUCGUUGCUGAUGAGCAUGAUCCGCACGACGGCGCUGAAGCACUUCUCCCAGGCCCCAGCGUCCAACGAGCUGGUCGACCGCAUGACGAAUGAGAAGUGGAGGAUGCUGAAGGCCCGCAGGACCCUGCUGGGCGACGUGGCCAAGCUGGCGAUCGCGACCAAGGCGUACACGAAGGCCCUGAAGUCGCAUCGGCGGAAGUCCUUGGCGGAGAGACGGAGGAUGCCGGAAGAGGACUUGGCGCACGCGUGGAAAGUGCGGGACAUGGCGGCGGUCCCGCGGCUGUCGCGUGCUCUGGCUGGCACGGGCAUUGGCAUCAAGAACAGGAAUUACCGCGCGCACCCGAGCUUCUCGCCGUCGGUGUCCGAGCGGGCGCAGUUCCUGGAGCUCCCCCCGUUACGAGGUGGCCUGGCAGGCGCUGCGGUGUCUGUCCCGUGGCGUGCCGAGCUUGCCGAGGAGAGGUACAAGCAGCUGAAGGACGUCGACGAGAGUGCGACCCCUGACAACUAUGAGGUUCCCGAGCACGUGCGCGUGCAGGCGCUGAAGGACUUCAAGAUGACGGCCAAGGCGAUCCGACGCACCAUGCUGGUGCGUUUCUCGCCUGCGUGGUCGGCGCCUGCUGAAGUGUACAAGAUCCUGCUUGGCCCCGCGUGGAUCAACACGCCGGGCGAGUACUGGAAGAAGCCUACGGGGGUGGGAUCGAGGCCCGAGGCGAUCAUGAACGACAACGCUACCACCCCCGACCCGUGCGCGAAGUCCCAGCUCCUGCACCUGGCCAAGUAUGGGGAGGCGUCUUUCAGGCUUCAGGCUCUUCAGGACCAGCUGGAGGAGCGCGCGCUCGCUAGGCUGGCGGGGGAGGAGGAGAACGCGGAUGCUGAUGUCCGGUAUGCCGCUGCUAUGACGGGUACGAAAAGAAGCCGCCUCACGGUGAUCAUCGACGCUGUUGAUGAUAGGUGCGCGGUUCGCAGUGGCAGCGGCGGCUUCGUGGGUGACGCGUCGGAGCCCGAGAUUUCCAUGGGGAACUACCACCAUGCGGUCCGCGCCUGGUCCACCUUCGAGCGCUUGCAGACCGCGGGCGCCAUGGCCAUCAACUUCAGCAAGUUCCCCGCCAUCGACGCGAGCAUGGGCGCGUUCAUGGACGACAUUUUCAAGACGGCGCUAGUGGACCGCGAGACGAUCAACGCGGAGGACAUCGCGGCGGCCUCCAAGCGGAACGACAUGCUCCUGGACCAGGCCCUGGCAGCGCGGAUGUGUGCGCAGAAUAGGAGCAAGCAGGACGUCGUGCCCGCGCUGCGGUCGCGGCAACUCACCAGGCAGGUCGUCCUUGGCCUGCGCCGUUCUGGGUGCCGUGCUGGCUACGAGCUGAAGCACCUGCGUGCGUGGUUCAACGCGGUGGGCAGCAACGCGAGCGAGCUCAAGGCGCGGCUGCAGGCCCUCAACCGCGGCUGGACGAUGGUCAGAGGCUUCUGGGGGUCGCACGCGCCGAAGAGAGUGAAGCGGCUGAUGUUCAUUUCGCUGGUGAGUGGCGCUGGCUUGUCGGGCACUGCGUCAAUGGCCUGGGCAGAGAGCGAAAACCGCGCCAUCUGCUCGGCGCUGGCGAAGAAGCUGCGCUACCUGAUGAGCGGCGCCGCCGCGUUCAAGGGGGGCCAAGUUCGCUCUCUCACGUCUCGGGAGGUCUACCGCUACUGGCAGCUCGCCCCCCUUGCGCUCGAGGCGACGGUCCAGAGGCUGCAGGCGUGGCAGAGCGUGUUCCGCAACCCUGCGAACCACGCCCACUUCUUGUCGGUCUUCUUCGGCGCCGUGAAGUGGGAGCUGGAGGCGGAGUUCUCGUGCCCACCGUCGCUGACUCCUGCGGGUGAUGUGAACGAUCGCCCUGGCCUGCACCCGUGGCUGCUGCAGUUCAAGAAAGACAUGCAGAUUGUGCUGGGCCACCCCGAGGCCGAGGAUUUUGCGCGCGCCUGGAGCGGCGAGAUCGACGAGCUGAUGUUGGACCCCGUGGUGAACAGCUACUUCCUUGCCUUUGACCCGCGCUCCUUACGGACUGCCUUUCAUGCGACUCAGUGGAGGCCGCCUGCGUCGCUGGCGGACUCUGUGCCUGCGGAGCUCGACGGUGAAGAUACGUCGAGAGCUGCACUCAUUGCACACGUCACGCAGAGCAAGGAGGAGGGACAUGGUGGGCGCAGUAUCUUCCACAGCAUCACACCCGCGAGCGUGUGCAUCAACUGCGGCACGGUGCACCAGAAUCGUAGCGAGGCUGUGCGACACCUAGCACGACCAUGGCACGCUGGACGGUGCCUACGCAACAACACGGCAUACCCGUAUGAGUUCAAGGACACGCACGAGUGCACGUGCAUGGAGUGCGGCGUGGCGCGCACGACGUACGCCUCGUUCCGCGGCCACCUCUGCUCCCACAUUCCGCCCGCAGCGGGGGGCCUGCCGAUUGCUGCGGUCGAGCCUCGCAACAAGGACAGGAAGCUGCAGGCGAAGGACGACGGCCUGCGCGAGCUGCUGCUGCUGACGAUGCGCAGCCGCGCGAUGUGGGGCAUGCUCACGAAGACGAUCAUCAUCGACGACGGCUCGAAUAUCGCGAAGGCGAUGCAGGAGGAGCCCAGGUCAUUCUCGGAGAACGCGAAGGGGAUGUGGGAGCAGGUGAAGCGGAUGAAGGACGCGGCGAAGCAGGCCAAGGGCGCGAACGACAAGCCCGCGGAGGUUCAGGCGGACAAGGACGCGGCCGCCGCCACCCUCGCGCUGCGCGAGCUCGCCCCCCCGACGGCGACGAUGUUCUGCGCGAUGGUCGAGGCGCCCGCGGUGGAGGAGGUCGGGCGCGCCAACAGGCAGACGCUCGAGGCGUGGUCCACGGCCACGUUUGGCGACCCGCCCGGCUUCGUCAAGCUGUGCAGGCUCGAGAACUGCCGCCAGCAGGACAAGGUCAAGAUCGCGUUCUCGACGACCGAUCAGGCCAAGGAGAACAUCCUCACGGAUUCGUUCAAGCAGCUCGACUGCGUGGCCACGUCGGGCACUGCGCCCUCGGGAUACAUGGAGGACGAGCUCUCGGCCUGGAUCGACGGGAUGGACUCCAGGGAGCCGAACUACCUCGUCCUCCUCUCCGUGGUAGACGAUCGCUCUGACGCGUGA
Molecule: messenger RNA, 4065 nt
Organism: Prorocentrum cordatum
Lineage: Eukaryota; Dinophyceae; Prorocentrales; Prorocentraceae
Source: the annotation of a GenBank genome assembly